GCUGCGGCCGGCGGCCCUCGCCCCUUUCCCGCCCCUCGCCCGCGGAGCGGCCGGGCCGGGCCGGGCCCGCGCCGAGCGGGGCGGGCGGAGCGGCGGCGCCGGGCCCGGAGCAGCGCGGAGCGGAGAGGAGAGGAGCGCCAUUGGCGGCCGGCAGGUGAAAUCUUCUUGAGCUGAUGCAUUGACUACAUUUGGAAGCUGUACAGCCAUCAGCUUAGCUGCUCUGCUUCCUGAUACUGAAGGGUCUAGGAUUUUUGUUCAUGUAGACCGUUCAAAAUGAAUGAACAUCCUAAAAAGAGGAAAAGGAAGACUCUGCAUCCUUCUCGUUACUCAGAUUCUUCAGGUGCAAGCAGAUACAUAGACAACAGUGGCAUUUUUUCUGACCACUGCUAUAGCGUCUGUUCCAUGAGACAGCCAGAUAUAAACAGAGGUAGGUUCCACAGUCCUGUGCAGAGCCUGGACACAGAUGAUGACGGGAGCCCGGUGCACGCCGGCAGCUCCCACUGGAGCGGGGCACACUCAAACCUUGGGAUGCACUGCACAGAGCCUAAAAAGAAGGAUAAAGGUAAAGAUAAAGGUACUAACAAUGGAAUGUGCAGAGACUUAUGUGACUCACCUAUAUUCAGUGACAGCCCCACAGAAGAGGAGAAACCUCUAGAUAUCCAAACCGUAGAAAUUUCUACAACAGAAGUGAAUGCUGUAGAAGUUCAUGAUAUAGAAACACAGACUGUGUCACCUGAGAAGCUGGAAGCUGAGGACCUUGAGGAAAUCCCUCUGGAGACCUGCAAAAUCUUUGAGAAGAACCAGGCUUUGAAUAUCACAGCUCAACAGAAGUGGCCCUUGCUGAGAGCCAACAGCAGCGGCUUGUACAAGUGUGAGCUCUGUGAAUUCAACAGCAAGUACUUCUCUGAUCUGAAGCAGCACAUGAUCCUGAAGCAUAAGACAUGUACAGAAACUCACGUCUGUAAAGUUUGCAAAGAAAGUUUCUCCAGCAAAGUGCAGCUCAUUGAACACGUAAAAUUACACGAGGAGGAUCCAUACAUCUGUAAAUACUGUGAUUACAAAACGGUGAUUUUUGAGAAUCUGAGUCAGCACAUAGCAGACACUCACUUCAACGACCACCUUUACUGGUGUGAGCAGUGUGAUGUGCAGUUCUCCUCCAGCAGCGAGCUGUACCUGCACUUCCAGGAGCACAGCUGUGACGAGCAGUACCUGUGCCAGUUCUGCGAGCACGAGACCAACGACCCCGAGGAUCUGCACAGCCACGUGGUGAACGAGCACGCGUGCCGCCUCAUCGAGCUGAGCGACAGCUACAACAGCAAGGAGCGCGGCCAGUACAGCCUCAUCAACAAAAUCAGUUUUGACAAAUGCAAAAACUUCUUUGUGUGCCAGGUGUGCGGCUUUAGGAGCAGGCUGCACACAAACGUCAACAGGCACGUAGCUAUUGAGCACACCAAAAUAUUCCCUCAUGUUUGUGAUGACUGUGGGAAGGGAUUUUCAGGUAUGUUGGAAUAUUGCAAGCACCUAAGCUCUCAUUUAUCUGAAGGGAUUUAUUUGUGUCAAUACUGUGAAUAUUCAACGGGACAGAUUGAAGACCUUAAAACUCAUUUGGAUUUCAGGCAUUCAGCAGAUUUGCCUCAUAAAUGUACUGAUUGUUUAAUGAGGUUUGGGAAUGAAAAAGAUCUUUUAAGUCAUCUUCAGAUACAUGAGACAGUGUGAUUGCAUUCUUUCCCUGUAAUCAACUUGUUGGAAUUGGAAUUAAUUUCCAAUCACUGGAAUGUGAUAGUAAAUACAAUUUUAACAGCAGCUGUACGUUUCUAAUGUUUUCAUCUUUGUAUCAGUAAAGCAUGUAUAGCA
Messenger RNA from Prinia subflava (tawny-flanked prinia), 1854 nucleotides. RefSeq names its product zinc finger protein 639 (gene ZNF639). The record is from RefSeq and is a predicted model, not a curated record. Gene Ontology annotation, molecular function: RNA polymerase II transcription regulatory region sequence-specific DNA binding; DNA-binding transcription factor activity, RNA polymerase II-specific. Bases 274 to 1716 code for a protein of 480 amino acids. Gene Ontology annotation, biological process: regulation of transcription by RNA polymerase II. NCBI's taxonomy places the organism in Eukaryota, Metazoa, Chordata, Aves, Passeriformes, Cisticolidae. The transcript has 6 exons.